Menidia menidia (Atlantic silverside) is the source of this 890-nucleotide messenger RNA. The record is from the annotation of a GenBank genome assembly. Lineage: Eukaryota; Metazoa; Chordata; Actinopteri; Atheriniformes; Atherinopsidae.
UGAAACCGGAAGUGCUGGUCUAGAAACGCUAAACUUAACCCAGACGCUUCUCCCCGGACUCAGCGGCCACUCAGGAGUUUUCCUGACCGUGUUAAGGCUCCGGAAUGGGCAUCGAGGCCUGGUACAUGGACUCCUCCGAGGAGGACCAGCGAAAGCCGCACAAAUUGAGCCCCCCCCGGCCCGUGUCCCCGGAACAGCUCCAGGCUUUGGGGGUCUUCCACUGGAAGCUGAAUGCGGACAUCUAUGAGACGGAUCCGGAGCUGGAGCAGAUCCGGAAGAGCCGGGGUUACUCCUACAUGGAUAUUAUCACGAUUCAUAAGGACAAACUCCCCAACUAUGAGGAUAAGCUGAAGAUGUUUUACGAGGAGCACCUCCACCUGGACGAUGAGAUCCGCUACAUCCUGGAGGGUCGGGCUUAUUUCGACAUCCGGGACCGGGAGGACCGGUGGAUCCGGAUCGCCAUGACGACGGGAGACCUGAUCACGCUGCCGGCCGGCAUCUACCACCGCUUCACCCUGGACGAAACGAACUACGCUAAGGCCAUGCGGCUGUUCGUGGGCGAGCCGGUGUGGAAAUCCUACAACCGACCGGCCGACGACUUCCAAAUACGCCAGCAGUACGUGGCGUCUCUGCAGGGGUCCUGAAGGAGACGCGGAGUCCAAGAUCCUGCAGAAAAGCUGUGGUUUUACGCCCCAAAAUGUUUAGAGAUGGGUGAAAAGAUGAAACCUCACAGGGGAAAUAAGCUCUCCCUCUUCUGGGUUUACUCAGCUUCAUAAUGGUUCCAGUUCACCUACAAGUUUCAUGUAGUUUUUACCCAAUAAAAGCCUCAAAUUGAGAUUUAAAGUGGGACAGAGGUCCCUCUAACUCUACAGAACAAACAAAAUGCAAAA